CCAUUACUCGCACUUCCAAAGCUUUUCAUCGCAACAUAACUUCAUUCGAAAUCUGGCUCUUGUUCUUUAUCUAUUUUUGAUACACAUCAUAUUAAUAUGAAAUUAAUUACUUCAAUCACGGCUAUUGCCGCUGCUGUGUCUGGUGCCGAAGCGUAUUGGAAGGGGUUCAAUCUUGCUGCAAACAAGCAAGACGGCGCCUGUAAAACUCGUGAGGACUGGGAGAAUGAUUUCAACCGACUCAAAGGACUCCCGGGCCACUUCACUUCUGUUAGGCUGUACGCCUCGAGCGACUGUAAUACGUUGCAAAAUGCCGUUCCCGCAGCCUUGAACACGGGGAUUCAGAUUCUUGUGGGGGUCUGGGCUCAAGACUCCGCUCACUUCACACGUGAGAAAGAUGCACUCUCUGCUGCGAUCCAGCAAUAUGGUCACGAUUGGAUCAUUGCGAUCAGUGUGGGAUCCGAGGACUUGUACCGCAAGGAUAUUGAUCCGAACCAAUUGGCUAAGCAGAUUUACGACGUGCGUGGAAUGGUGAGAAAUUUUGGAUUAUCCCAGGAGGUCGGCCAUGUCGAUACGUGGACUGCUUGGGUUGACGGCGCAAACGAGGUCGUAAUCACGGCAUCUGAUUUUGUGGCGCUUGACGGCUACCCUUACUUCGAGGGCUCGUCGAUUGAAGAUGCAGCAAACACGUUCUGGACAUCUGUGCAACGUACUCGUGACGUUGUCAACCGCGUCAAAUCUGGAACCUGGGUCUGGGUCACAGAGACUGGCUGGCCCUACAAAGGUGAAACCUUUGGGGGGAAGGCGGUUGCAUCUCAACAAAACGCUCAGACUUAUUGGUCCAACGUUGCCUGCGAUGCCAUGAACAACAUGCAUUUCUUCUACUAUAUCGACGUCGACUACAAUCAGAGCCCAUCAUUCGGCGUACUGGACUCCAACUUCAAUCCCAUCAUCAACCUGCAAUGUUAGAGAUGAUGGCACAAACUCCAGGCAUCUAGAAGCCCCUCCAAACAUUUCGAAUGUAAUAUAGUAUAGACUAAAAGGCAUCCACAAGCCAAAUAUUAUGUAGCAUAUAGAUCUGGCGGGACGUUCAAUAACCAAAUCCAAUCAUUGUACCUAUCUAUUGACUCGUGUCAUAUGAUCGCAAACGUUAAGCCACAUUGGUCC
Pseudovirgaria hyperparasitica is the source of this 1164-nucleotide messenger RNA. RefSeq names its product putative glucan endo-1,3-beta-glucosidase eglC. Gene Ontology annotation, biological process: carbohydrate metabolic process; cell wall organization. The transcript is spliced from 3 exons. Gene Ontology annotation, molecular function: 1,3-beta-glucanosyltransferase activity; glucan endo-1,3-beta-D-glucosidase activity. Gene Ontology annotation, cellular component: fungal-type cell wall; extracellular region; cell surface. Lineage: Eukaryota; Fungi; Ascomycota; Dothideomycetes; Acrospermales; Acrospermaceae. Bases 97 to 966 code for a protein of 289 amino acids. The record is from RefSeq and is a predicted model, not a curated record.